AAACCCAUUUAAAAAAACAUCAAAAAGGUGGAAAAAAAAUUCGUACUCUCGGAGCCUCUUCGUCCAUUUUUUGCCAAAAAGCUGGAGAAAGUAACGACGAAACUUUAGAGCAAAGGAUUUAAAACAAAAUAAAAACUCUAGUAAUUCUUUCUGAUAUGGAAGAUCGGACUUAGCCGCAACCACAGAGCAUACUUAGAACGAGACUAGAGGGAAGUAAUGGAGGGAGAAAGAAGUAUAAAUUGGUGGUGUGGGUUGGAAUGAGGGGGAUGGGGUGGUAUUUAUAGGGGGUCAUAGAGCAUUCCCCGCUCUGGUCCAAAGCGGUGAAGCAUUCCCCGCGAUUCUCGAGGGCGGUAAAAUGCGCGGAUCGCUGACAUGGCUUGGUUUGAGGCAUCGGAUCUGGGAAAAAAACCAGAAUCCGCGCCUCACCGCAUCUGACGGUGACAGUGAAGCGUGCGUACGACAAGGAUCGAUGACGUGGACAGCGCGGGCUAUCACCGCUUUUGUGAUUAACGGUGAAGUGCUCGCGCGUGUCCACGUCAGCGAUCCGCGCCGCUUCCCCGUUUUGGACGACAUCGGUGAAGGGUUCACCGUUUUUGACAAAAAUGGUGAAGGGUUCACCGUUAUAAACAAAGGCGGUGAUAGUUUCCUCGCCUUUGUCAAAAACGGUGAACCAUUCACCGUUUUUGUCAACAGCGGUGAUGCAAUUCACUGUCUUGGUCAGCAGCGGUGAUGCCCAAACUGUUGUAUUUUGGGAAAUAUUUUCAUAAGUACUGUAUUUUGGGAAUUUUUUUUACUAACUAGUGUAUUCUGGGAUUUUUCCAUAUAUAUGUAUGUUCGGCCAUGUAGAGGGGUAUGGUUUAUUUCGGUGAUAAUGAUAUUGAUUGGGAGCUUAUUGCUCUCCGUAGAAUAGUCAUGUUCACAUCGAAUAAGAAAACCACAUAAAUAAUAUGCGUAAUC
This is a messenger RNA of Linum trigynum, 957 nucleotides long. The record is from the annotation of a GenBank genome assembly. Lineage: Eukaryota; Viridiplantae; Streptophyta; Magnoliopsida; Malpighiales; Linaceae.